This is a messenger RNA of Antechinus flavipes (yellow-footed antechinus), 4524 nucleotides long. Its product is annotated as zinc finger protein 345-like. Lineage: Eukaryota; Metazoa; Chordata; Mammalia; Dasyuromorphia; Dasyuridae. The coding region runs from base 1 to 1137 and encodes 378 amino acids. The transcript has a single exon. The record is from RefSeq and is a predicted model, not a curated record.
AUGAGACUUACUGAGCCUCAGAAGAUUCCCAUCAGAGAGACUUAUGACUGUAAGCAGUGUGGGAAAACCUUUCUUCAUAGAUCAGGACUUAAUGACCAUCAAAGAGUUCAUACUGGAGAAAAGCCUUAUGCGUGUUCUCAGUGUGGGAAAUUCUUCAGCCGCAAGUCAAACCUUACUUCCCAUUACCGAGUUCAUAUGGGCGACAGACCUUAUGAAUGUAACAUUUGUGGGAAGGGCUUCCAUCAGAGGUCAGGCCUUGUUGAACAUCAGAGAAUUCACACAGGAGAAAAGCCUUAUGAGUGUAAAGUAUGUGGGAAGACUUUCCGACAAAAUGUACAUCUUACCGGCCAUCUGAAAAUUCACACUCGAGGGAAAUCUUUUGCCUGUUCUAAAUGUGGGAGAUCCUUCAGCAGCAAGUCAGCCCUGACUUCCCGUUAUAAACUUCAUGUCGGUGAUGGACCUUUUGAAUGUGAGGAAUGUGAGAAGGCUUUUCAUCAGAGAUCAGGACUCGCUGAACAUCAGAAAAUUCAUCCUGGAGGGAAGCCUCAUGAACAGAAAGCCUAUGGGAAGGCCUUCCAACAACAUGUAUACCUGACUUCCCGUGAGGAAAUUCACAGUAGAGAAAAUACUUUUAUAUGUACUAUAUGUGGGAAGUCCUUCACCUGCAAGUCAACCCUCACUUCCCAUUACAAAAUCCACUCUGGCGACAGACCUCAUCAGUGUACUGAAUGUGAGAAAGCUUUCCACCACAAGUCCGACCUUCUUCGACAUCAGAGGAUUCACACUGGAGAGAAGCCUUAUGAAUGCAAGGAAUGCAGGAAAGCCUUCCACCAGAUCACACACCUUACUCGACACGAAAGGAUCCACACUGGCGAAAAACCUUUUGGAUGCUCUAAAUGUGGCAAAUUUUUCAGCUGCAAGUCGUACCUCGUUUCCCAUUAUAGAAUUCAUGCUGACGACAGACCUUAUGAAUGUAAGGAGUGUGGGAAGGCUUUCCGCUGGAGCACCAAGCUCACGCGACAUCAGAGAAUUCAUACUGGAGAGAAGCCUUUUGAAUGUGAGGAGUGUGGGAAGGCCUUCUACCGGAGGUCAGGACUUACUGGACAUCAAAAAAUUCAUGCUCGAGAGAAAACAUAGGGAAUUUAAGGUAUCAGUACCUUCUGCCAAAAGGUAGGACCUAGUUGUUGCUUUCUAAGAAUUCGUGCUAAGGACGUCGAGGACACAUCUUGUGUGUGUAAACUUUCUGGGAAGGCCUUUCUCAAAAGCCAGUAGUUUGUUCAACAGCAAAGGAUUCAUACUGGAAGGAAGCUUUGCGGAUGCAGAUUCUUAGGAUGUUGUACGUAUCAGGAGUUGAACUGGACCAUACUCUUCAGUGAAGAAAAUUUGAAUUUAAACUAAAAGGGAACUCAAAGAAGAUCUAAAUAUAAAAUCUAGACCUUCUUUCCCUGAUAUUUGUGACAAAGUAAUCAAUGUAUAGUUGUAUUGCAAGAUUUCUGAUAACUACAAAACUCCUGUGGAGCCAAGUUACUCAAAAGCUUUCUCUUUGAAAAUCAAGGCCAAAGUAGCUUUAUUUUUAAAGCAUUAUGUAGACCUUUAAACACAUCUCCAAGCAACUUCCAGCAGCAUUUACCCAUAUUUCUAAGCUUGCAUAACCUUUGACCUAACAAGAAAGAGACAUUUAUGUCCCCAAAGAGCAUGUCAGUAAAGCACCUUGCUAAGCAAGCACUAAGAUCACAGAAAGAGCGAAAGGACCCAUAUAUCCAGAAAUAAAUGUAGCAUCCUUUCUUGUUGAUAUAACAAAAGGACUGGAAACACUAAAUGCCCCUAUCUGUGGAAUGGCUAAACAAAUUUUGGUAUAUGAAUGUAACGGAAUAUUAAUUGCAUUUGCAAGGAUGACAAAAAGGAUGGAGUUGGAGAAAUCAGGAGAGAUUUGUAUGGACUAAUGAAGAGUAAAAUAAGCAGAAUCAAGAGAAGAGUUUAUAUAGUGACUAUAGCAUUGUAAGAGGGAAAGAGCUAUGCUAAGUAAGCAGUGAUGACUCCGGAACACAGACUGAUAAGUCAUGAUAUGCAGAAUGAGACAUACGUUUCAGCUGGUCGAUGAAUGGAUCUAUUUUCCUGACUCUUUAUUAAAAGGAGCGGCUUAUGUUGGAGGGAAGUUGAGGAAUAGGAAAGUGCCCAAAGACAAGAAAGUAAAGAUCACAAUUGAAACCCUUAAGAAUGCACUAAAAAUAGAAGGAAAUUCAGGGGAGGACAUAGAGCCAUGAAAUGUCACUACCUUGUGUUUAAUCAUGAACUUUUUUAAAAACUGCAAUAGAGAGAUUUAUGACAACAUGUGCAAUACUCUUUUUCUAUUCUUUGUAUGAGGAAAUAUUCAUCUUAGUUUAAUGUUUGUCAAGUUUAUGAUAAUUUUUAGAAAUUGAAAACAAAGGGCAGCUAGGUGGUGCAGUAGAUAGAGCACCAACCCUGAAGUCGAGAGGACCUGAGUUCAGAUCCAGCCUCAGACAUAUAACACUUCCUAGCUGUGUGACCCUGGGGAAGUCGCUUAACCCCAGUUGCCUCAGCCAAAAAAAAAAAAAUUGAAAACAAAAACUAUCAAAGCAUUCCCCUCACCCCCACCUCAGAUCUAUCUGGGAUUGUAAUUAAUGUAGCUUUGGAGAAGAAAAAUAUCUAGGGUAGGAGUUAGUCUCUUUUGGAGGAAUUUUUAACUGUUUUCACAUCUCGAGUGAUUUUGGGACCAUCUUUAGGAUCCACAGGGAAGGUGCUCAUCAUCAUCUUAAUAGAGCCAAGCUAGAUUCUGAAAUUCUCUGUUUGUUGUUACUAUUAAUACUCCAGUAGGGUUUUAACAUGCCUAAAAAUUCAUUUUCUUUCCAAAAGCAGUUAGUCUGCUAGCUUUAGGACUACAGGUUUACUGAGGCUUAGGAAGAACUGGUUCCUAGAUUUUCCAGAACUGAGUUAGACUCCCCACAGGAACCUUUAGAUAAAUUUAUUUUAAAAAGCAACUUUUUUUUUUUCCAUUUCAAGCGAGUAUCAAAAUUUUAUACGAACACAAAAUUCAGGUAACGAUAAAGACAUGAAUUAAAUAUGUAAUUUUAAAAUUUAAAAUAGUAGAAGGAAGGAAACAAGCCUUUAUUAAGCAUCUCAUUGUGCUAAGUGCUUUACAAAUAUUUGAUCUUCAUAACAACUCUGGAAAGUAAGUGAUAUUAUUAUCCCCAUUUUAUAAAUGAAGAAACCGAGGAAGACAAGUUAAAUGGUAACCUAUCCAAGACUACACACCUACUAAAUGUCUAAAGUGGGAUUUGGAUUCAAGUCUUUCUGACUCCAGGCCCAGUGCUGUAUCUGCUGUAUCAUUCACUUGCCCCUAGAAUAUGGAAAAUAAGGUUUUAUAAAAGUCCAUCUGUAAAAUAGAAAUUAAUAUUCCAUAGUUAGAGAUGCCUUCCUCUGUGACAAAUGAAGUAAGUGCAGAGAGAUUAUAUUUUUCAAAGUAAACAUCAGGGCCCUGGAUGCAAAAGAAAUUUGACAAAGAGCCCAGCACAUUGAUAAGUAAUAAAUAUUUAUUGACUACUUACAACAAUCUCUCAAACUCAGACGUGGAUGGUUUUUCACACCUACUCAGGGAAUGAAUUUGAGUUGGGGGUGUGUGGGGGGGAGUGUUUAAUCACGUAAUUGUGUCUGACACUGGGACAUGGGGUUUUCUUGGGGAAAAAAGAUUUGGGAAUAGUUUGCCAUUUCCUUCUAUCCUGGACUGAGGCAAACAGAGGUUAAGCCCGGGGUCACACAGCUAAUAAGUGGCUGUGGCCAGGUUGGAGUUCCCAGCACGAUCUGUGGAGCCAUCCAGUUGCCAUGUGUGUGUAUGGAUAUCUAUAAAUACAUAUUAUAGUCAUAACUCUUUGGGACCCCAUUUGGGGUUUUCUUGGCAAAGAAAUGAAUGGUUCACCAUUUUCUUCAGCCCAUUUUACAGACGAGGAACUAAGACAAACAGAGUGAAGUGACUUGCCCAGGAUCAAACCACCAAUAAAUGUCCAAGGCCCCAUUUGAACUGAGGAGGAUGCGGCUUAAUUCCAUGUCCAGCUAGCUCUGCUGCUGCACAAGUACUGGUGCAUAAUUUUUUUUAAAUUUUUUUUUAUUGUGGUGCAUAAUUAUUGUGCUGCACCGGACAUUAGAGCCAGGUCAAACCGUUCUUCACAAAUGACGACCUCAGCAGUCGCCUCCCUGUGGGAGCACCUGGUCAGAAGCUUUGUUCUUUUAGGAUCAUCACCUCUCCCAGGUUGUGAGCGAUUUCCUCGGGACCAGCAGAUUAAGCACUGUCCUGGUUUGUGGGCUGUCUUUUUAUUUUGUCUUGUCAACUGACUCAUUGUAAUAUAAAGAGUUUGUUUUGGUCCCAUAUUUUUCUUAUCAGGUUCUUGAGAAUUAAGAAAUCUUUCUGUUAAUUCUGGACAAUCCGAAUUUUCUCUGGCAUUGUUAAUAUCAAACACGGUUUACAUUCAUGAAUCUUUUGAAUUAAAAAAAAAUUCAGUUUCUCCAUCA